AUGCUGAUCCACGCUGCCUCUGGUGGUAUUUGGCAGGCUGCGAUUCAAUACGCAAAGGUGAAGGAAGCUAGGAUAUUUGUUACUCUGUCAAGCAUCAAAAGAAAGAAAGAAUUCGUCAAGACUUUUGGAAGUCCUGAAGACCACCUCUUCUCCGGCCGUGACUUGAGCUUCUCGCGAGGAAUCAAGCGCAUUUCCCCUAGAGGUGUUGAUAUUAUUCUCAACUCACCGAGCGGCAAGGUACUGCGGGAAUCUUGGGCUUGCGUUGCGCCAUGA
Penicillium mononematosum is the source of this 273-nucleotide messenger RNA. RefSeq lists its product as uncharacterized. The record is from RefSeq and is a predicted model, not a curated record. The transcript has a single exon. Lineage: Eukaryota; Fungi; Ascomycota; Eurotiomycetes; Eurotiales; Aspergillaceae. Bases 1 to 273 code for a protein of 90 amino acids.